AUGAAGUUAUAUAUUACUCAUUAUCUAUUUCUUUUCAAGCUUUAUUUCUAUACAGCGUCCUCAUUAGACAAUACGAGUGACAACUAUAGAAGUGUUGGUUAUUAUGUCAAUUGGGCAAUUUAUGGAAGACAGUUCUUCCCGCAAGAGCUACCUGUGGCAAAUCUCACGCAUAUAUUAUAUGCAUUCGCGAAUAUUAACCCAGAAUCCGGGGCUGUAUACUUGUCGGAUCUUUGGGCAGACAUAAAUGCUCCGCUAUUGGGUGAUUCCUUAAAUAGCUCAGACACUAACUUAUACGGCUGUCUACAACAGAUGUACAUACUGAAAAAGCAAAACAGAAACCUUAAAGUUCUACUGUCCAUAGGUGGAUCUACAUACUCUUCAAACUUCCCUCUUGCAAUAUCUACUAUUUCUAAGAGAACGACAUUUGCCUCCUCUGUUGUUUCUCUAGUUGGAAACUUAGGUCUGGAUGGUGUCGACAUUGAUUGGGAAUAUCCUGCAGAUGAUAUACAAGCAAACAAUUUCGUAUCUUUACUUCAAACAGUCAGAGAUGCUCUCGAUAAGUUUAGCAAUCUUUCAAAAAGUCCCUACCACUUUUUACUCACAGUUGCUGGUCCUGCUUAUCCUAAUGUAUUUUGGAAGUUAUCGGAAAUGGACCAGUAUGUAGACUUCUGGAAUUUUAUGGGAUUUGACUAUUCUGGCUCUUGGAGUUCUGUUACAGCACACCAAUCGAAUCUAUCUCCGUCUGGCAAUGGAUCAACACCAUUUAAUACGGAAGCAGGGGUUAGUUAUUAUAUCUCUCACGGAGUUGCAUCAGAUAAGAUUGUUUUGGGAAUGCCUAUAUACGGAAGAUCAUUCGAGGAGACUGAGGGCUUUAACAGUGAUUUCCAAGGUGUCGGACAAGGCACUUGGUCUCAAGGGGUCUAUGAUUACAAGGCACUGCCUCUCUCAGGAGCUACAGAGAUUUACGAUGAGACAAUUGGUGCAAGUUACAGCUGGGAUUCCUCUAAGCUGGAAAUCGUUACUUAUGAUAAUCCUGCGGUUGCUGCUCAAAAAGGUAAAUGGAUCCAAUCCAUGAACCUCGGUGGCGCAAUGUGGUGGGAGACUAGUGCGGAUGGAAAAGACUCCAGGAGCUUGAUUGGGAUUAUGAUUGAAACAUUUGACGGUCACAUACAGAAUAUCACAAACACGCUGUCAUUUCCAAAUUCCUCUUACCUGAACAUUAGAAAUGGCAUGCCAGAUUAUUCAAAGCUACCGAUACAGAUCGAGACUUCGAUCACAACUCAUCGUUGGAGUAGCAGUGCAGCGGUAUCGUUGGGCACAUCUCCGACUUCGGAUUGUUCUUCAGAAAUCACCAAUUUUUCAUCAAAGACCAUAUUAGAUAGCACUGCUCUACUCCCCGAGACAACGAUCUCCAGCACGGUCCUAGGAAGUACUGCUCCCUGUUCAAGCAGUUCUUUCGCCAACACAGCCCCUUCAUCUGCAAUAAUAUCUUCUGUUUUGAGCCUUUCUUCGGAAACUCCCUUAGAGACCUCAUUGGAUAGCACGGCUUUACUUCCCGAGACAACGAUUUCCAAUACGAUCCUAGGAAGCACUGCUCCCUGUUCAAGCAGUUCUUUCACUAGCACAGCCCCUUCAUCUGCAGUAACAUCUUCUUUUUCGAGCUGCUAUUCAGAAUUUGUGACGAACACAGCCCCAUCCAUCGGAUUUACGGCUCCUUCAUCCGGCGGUCAGGCACCAUUCUCCAAUCAUUCACACACUCACACAGCGGGUUUUCAAAGUUUGUCUUCCACAAGUAGUUGUUCAUUUGCCAGCAGUUGCUCCAUUAUCACUACCACCUACUCCUUUUCAACUUCAACAACUAUCACUUCGGCUACAACAACUAGCGUGUCGUUUCCUAUCUCUAUACACUCCGUGAUAAUUUGCACAUGUCAGAACCGUUAUUUUGGAGUCAAAUAUGCCACCGCUGGCGCAACUACAACAACUCUUUGUGGAAAUUUCGACGCAAUUCCCACUGGCUUCACAUUAAUUUCUCCAGAGAAUUCAUAUGUUCAGCUUACUACAGCAACUACAGAUUUUCGGAUUACAAUAACAACAACAACGACCCUUCCGACUAGAACAACUACCAUACCAAUAUCAACCCGGGAGAUUAUCGUUACAACAGUAACGUCAACAGCUGCCAAGCGGAGCUCUGGGUGUAGUAAAAAGCUAUCCUGCACUCCAAAUAGCACUGCUAUUGAAGCGGCUAAUUACUCGCCUACUGGUUCACUUUGUGCGUUGGAUAUAAACAACGACUUAGUAUGUAUCGAAAAUUCUGUAUGUCUAUCCAGUCCGUCUUGUACUGCUAAUGACGAUUGCGCUCAUGGGGAGAUAUGUGUAUCUGUUUGUUGUCAGCGUGCUUGUUAUAUGGAUGACUCCACAUGUAUGUCGCAACAUUGUGCAAAGUUGGGAGCUGGAUGCUUGGAUUCGAGCUGA
This is a messenger RNA of Botrytis porri, 2472 nucleotides long. RefSeq lists its product as uncharacterized. The coding region runs from base 1 to 2472 and encodes 823 amino acids. Lineage: Eukaryota; Fungi; Ascomycota; Leotiomycetes; Helotiales; Sclerotiniaceae. The transcript has 3 exons. Gene Ontology annotation, cellular component: extracellular region. The record is from RefSeq and is a predicted model, not a curated record. Gene Ontology annotation, biological process: chitin catabolic process; carbohydrate metabolic process. Gene Ontology annotation, molecular function: chitinase activity; chitin binding.